UCCGUACAUGUGAGCAAAACUGACAUGGAAGCCCCCAUGCGCACAUCUGAACUGUAAAGGCACUGCCUGCUAACUAGAUCGUUUUCUUUGUUUUGUUUUCGUGUUUCUUUAGAUAUGAGGUAUUUGCUCCGACUGGGGCACUCGUUUGCCCGCCUUCAUGUCCGUUUAUGUCACCAAAGUGUUUACAGUAACCAUACAAAUCCACGAAGACUGGUAGUGGACCUUGGCGAGAAGAAACUUGAGAUCUCUUCAGGGAGGUUUGCUAGAUUUGCUGAUGGAUCUGCUGUAGUAAAGUUGGGAGAUACCUCUGUGAUGGUGACUGCUGUGAGCAGAGCCAAACCUUCUCCAUCUCAGUUCAUGCCUCUUGUGGUGGACUACAGACAGAAAGCAGCUGCUGCAGGUCGAAUCCCCACUAACCAUUUGAGGCGAGAGCUGGGCACCACUGAUAAUGAGAUCCUCACCAGCAGACUCAUAGACAGAUCGAUCAGACCACUGUUCCCUCCUGGUUACUUUUAUGAUACUCAGGUCCUUUGUAACCUGCUGGCAGUAGAUGGUGUCAAUGAUCCAGAUGUGCUGGCUAUUAAUGCAGCUUCCGCGGCUCUGGCCCUGUCUGACAUCCCCUGGCAUGGACCCAUAGGUGCUGUGCGUGUGGGCAUGGUAGAUGGAGAGAUGCUGAUCAACCCCACUAGGGCAGAGAUGACUUCCAGCAGUCUUAACCUGAUUGUGGCUGGAGCCCCCUGCAGUCAAGUGGUGAUGAUUGAGGCGUCAGCUGAGAACGUGCUGCAGCAGGACUUUUGCCAUGCAGUGAAGGUGGGAGUCAAACACACCCAACAGAUCAUACAGGCCAUCCAGCAGCUGGCGCGAGAACAGAAGGUCACCAAGCGCACCCCCGUCAGGGUCUUCUCAGUCCCGACUGACAUGGUGGAGCAUGUUCGGCAAUUAGCUUCCAAGAAGAUCUAUGCUGUUUUCACUGAUUACACACAUGAUAAGAUUUCAAGAGAUGAAGCUAUCAACAAAGUUCGACUAGAAACUGAAGAGGACCUAAAAGAAAGAUUCCCUCAGGCUGAGCCCUUUGAAGUCAUUGAGUCCUUUAACGUUGUGAGCAAAGAAAUCUUCCGCAAUUUAGUGCUUAAUGAGUACAAGAGAUGUGAUGGGAGGGAGCUUACUGCUUUAAGAAAAAUUUCUUGCGAUGUCGACCUCUUCAAGCCGCUGCAUGGCUCAGCUCUUUUCCAGAGAGGACAAACACAGGUGCUGUGCAGUGUUACGUUCGAUUCCCUGGAAUCUAGUAUCAAAGCAGAUAUUAUCACCACAGCUUUGAGUGGCAUCAAAUCCAAAAAUUUCAUGCUUCAUUAUGAGUUCCCUCCAUAUGCAACCAAUGAGAUUGGAAAGAUGGGAGGCAUCAACAGAAGAGAGCUUGGACAUGGGGCCCUGGCGGAGAAAGCUCUCAGACCAAUUAUUCCUAAAGACUUCCCUUUCACUAUCCGGGUCACUGCGGAGGUGCUGGAGUCAAACGGAUCCUCCUCAAUGGCUUCAGCAUGUGGAGGCAGCCUUGCUCUAAUGGAUGCAGGUGUGCCCAUCUCCUCUGCUGUGGCAGGUGUAGCAGUUGGCCUCAUCUCCAAGGCCAACCCAGAGAAACCUACUGAGAUCCAAGACUACAGAUUACUAACUGAUAUCCUGGGAAUAGAGGAUUACCUUGGAGACAUGGACUUCAAAUUGGCAGGAACAAACAAGGGCAUCACUGCUUUACAGGCUGAUGUGAAGAUCCCAGGUUUGCCUCUGAAGGUGGUCAUGGAGGCUAUCCAACAGGCCACAGUGGCAAAGAGGGAAAUCUUGAGCAUCAUGAACAAAUGUACAGCAAAACCAAGAGAGACAAGGAAAGAUAAUGGACCUGUUGUUGAAAAUGUCCGGGUGCCUGUUUCCAGACGAGCACGCUUUGUUGGUCCAGGGGGCUAUAAUCUUCGCAGGCUACAAGCUCAAACAGGUGUGACAAUAAGUCAGGUGGACGAGGAGACUUUCUCUGUGUUCGCUCCAACACCAGGAGCCAUGAAUGAAGCCCAAGACUUCAUCAGUGACAUCUGCAAAGAUGAUCAAGAACAACAGCUAGAGUUUGGUGCUAUCUACACCGCCACUAUCACUGAGAUAAGGGACAUUGGUGUGAUGGUGAAGCUUUAUCCUAACAUGAGCGCUGUCCUGCUGCACAACUCCCAACUCGACCACAAACGGAUCAAGCAUCCAAGUGCUUUGGGUUUAGAGGUGGGACAGCAGAUACAGGUCAAGUACUUUGGACGGGACCCAACAGACGGCAGAAUGAGACUUUCAAGGAAGGUGCUCCAGUCUCCUGCUGCAACUGUCGUCAAGACACUAAGUGAGAAACAGAGCAUCUCCAUGGGUUCAAGCGACACCACCAGCACCGAUUUGUGACACACCAACACAGCAGGCUACCUUCUGGAUUUGCUGCCAAGGGGGAUUAAAAUUGAGGAGAUUUUGCUACACAACAGUUCUGUUGAGAAACAAGAGCAUCAGAUCUUGUCACAAACUGAACCCAGAGGUUUACCCUGCUGCUGUGGGUAUGGAAGUGAUUAAACUGCACUACACUGCAGCUUAUCAAAUCCUGCCAUCAUCGUGCUUCAGUGGAUAUGCAAAGAUUUUCAUAUUUGGUAUCCACUGUGGCAGUGUGUCCUCUAAGCAGCCAGAAUUGAGAUAUGGACAAAGAAUGCAAAAUGGGAGAAGUGUACAGUUUUUUUUUAUAUAAAUAUAUUCCUUUUAUGUUAGGGUGCAUUUACAGGAUAUUUAAGUCCUGUGUAAAUAAAACAAUGAUUGGUUGCUUUGUAGUGUAAAAAUACCCUGUACACAUAAGAAACUAGCCCAACAUUCAGAUGCUAACAAAGAAAUACACUUAAGUGCCACUAAUUGUUCUCGUACGGAAAAAAGGUAAAUAUAAACAAAUGAAACCGUAUUGAACCAGGUUAUAGACAGGUAGGAGGAAGAAAAUAAACUAUAAAUUGUACCAAAUUUUGGGGCCAGCCAAUAGUCCACAGUGUGGACUCCACACGCAUCAUCCACCCACCCUGUAGCAUGCCUAGUUGUUUCACCACUGUAGUAAAAUGGCUGACUUUAUACAUAGAUGCUGUAAUUCCUGUUUCGGUGGCGCAAUGAGGACAUACACAAGGACCUCAUCACCAAUUGUACGUCCCAUGAAGACAACUGCUCGAUAUGUGCAGGGAUCAGCCAAUGGUCUAAACAAUCUGAUGGUGAAGAGACAGUUUCUGACAUCCAUGAGAUGUGCAGCCGUGAGGCUCAGGAAAUUUGGGAAAUACCCAUGUCAGGAGCUGCUGUGUCCCACUCUGCCAGGAUCUGGUGCCCCAUUGGCUAUUUAUGUGAUAUACUUUAGAAUUGUUUACUUAAAUGAGAAUGUAAUUAUUUGGCCUCUAGCAGAGUUUGUAGUUAUAUUUAUAACUCUCAACCCCUAAUCUUGUGGCAGAAAUAUGCACCAAAUGAAUAUUGAAUCUCUAUGGGGUGACAAUUGAGACAAUUUUAAUACAAUUAAUUAAACGUAAAUGCAUAUGCUCCUCCAUUUCUUCCAUGCUCAACAUCUGUACUAAUAAUCUGAGGUGGUAUGUAAAUCAUUUGUGUGUUUGUUUGGCUUGCUGGUCCGAUGGGCAAGUGCGGGGAACAAAGAUGAAUGUCAAGCUCUCCGGUCCUAGAUGUUUAGAACUUAAUAAAUUCAUUAAAACAUAAUGUGAA
Perca fluviatilis (European perch) is the source of this 3744-nucleotide messenger RNA. Its product is annotated as polyribonucleotide nucleotidyltransferase 1, mitochondrial. Gene Ontology annotation, cellular component: mitochondrion; cytosol. Bases 115 to 2421 code for a protein of 768 amino acids. The transcript is spliced from 28 exons. Lineage: Eukaryota; Metazoa; Chordata; Actinopteri; Perciformes; Percidae. Gene Ontology annotation, molecular function: polyribonucleotide nucleotidyltransferase activity; 3'-5'-RNA exonuclease activity; RNA binding. Gene Ontology annotation, biological process: mitochondrial mRNA catabolic process; mitochondrial RNA 3'-end processing. The record is from RefSeq and is a predicted model, not a curated record.